Lycium ferocissimum is the source of this 1752-nucleotide messenger RNA. Its product is annotated as vacuolar cation/proton exchanger 3-like. Gene Ontology annotation, molecular function: calcium:proton antiporter activity. Gene Ontology annotation, biological process: calcium ion transmembrane transport; intracellular calcium ion homeostasis. Lineage: Eukaryota; Viridiplantae; Streptophyta; Magnoliopsida; Solanales; Solanaceae. Gene Ontology annotation, cellular component: plant-type vacuole membrane. Bases 67 to 1371 code for a protein of 434 amino acids. The record is from RefSeq and is a predicted model, not a curated record. The transcript is spliced from 11 exons.
UUGCCCCUAAUAAAUUAGUUUCAACAACAAUUUCUAUUCCUCUAAAAAGAAAUCCAUUUUUUGAAUAUGGGUUCUAUAAGGGACUUGGAGAAUAAUGGAGAAUUUAGGGAGGAAGAAUUAGAAAGAAAAAAUGAUCAAGAAUUGAUCAUGAAGAAAAAUGCACAAAAUUUGUCAAAAGCUGAUCGUUUUAGGAUGCUAAGGGAACUAUUGGUUCAUCUUCAAGAAGUUAUAUUAGGAACAAAGCUUUGCUUGCUAUUUCCAGCUAUCCCUUUGGCAGUGCUGGCUCAAUACUAUCAGUUUGCAAGACCUUGGAUUUUUGCUUUUAGUUUGCUUGGACUUGCACCGCUUGCUGAACGUGUCAGCUUCUUGACUGAACAAAUUGCUCACUUCACUGGCCCAACAGUUGGGGGUCUACUUAAUGCAACAUGUGGCAAUGCAACUGAGAUGAUAAUAGGAUUAUUUGCACUUUAUCAAAGGAAAAUACAUGUUCUAAAGUACUCUCUUUUGGGAUCCAUUCUUUCAAACCUUCUUCUUGUUCUGGGAAGCUCUCUAUUUUGUGGAGGACUUGCCAAUGUUAAGAAGGAACAGAGAUUUGACAGAAAACAAGCUGAUGUAAACUCCAUCCUCCUUCUACUGGGAUUGCUUUGCCACAUGUUGCCGCUGAUGUAUAGAUUGUCUUUGGGGCCAGCAAUUGACACUAUUAAUGUAACAACAUCAAUAUUGGGGUUGUCUAGAGUUAGCAGCAUUUGUAUGCUUAUAGCAUAUGCUGCUUAUCUCUUCUUUCAACUGAGGACACACAGACAAUUGUUUGAAUCUUCCGAGGAGGAGGAAUUAGAAGGUAAAGUUUCAGAAGAUGAUGAGCCGGUGAUUGGAUUUUGGAGUUCAUUUGCUUGGUUGAUUGGCAUGACUAUAACUAUUGCUCUAUUAUCUGAGUAUGUUGUUGGUACAAUUGAGGCUGCAUCAGAUUCUUGGGGGAUUUCUGUGAGUUUCAUAAGCUUAAUAUUGUUGCCAAUAGUGGGAAAUGCAGCAGAACAUGCUGGAUCCAUCAUCUUUGCUUUGAAGAACAAAUUGGAUAUUUCCUUAGGUGUUGCUUUGGGGUCAGCUUCUCAGAUUUCAAUGUUUGUGGUACCUUUAUGUGUGAUUGUGGGUUGGAUAAUUGGCGUGGAUAUGGAUUUGGAUUUUAGCUUACUUGAAACUGGUUCUCUUGCUUUCUCAAUCAUCCUUAUUGCCUUCACCUUGCAGGAUGGAACGUCACACUAUAUGAAAGGAGUGGUUCUCUGUCUUGCGUAUUGUGCCAUCGCUGCUUGUUUCUUUUUCCAUAGGGUUCCAAUCAAUAUUGAUAACAGUUCAUCCAGGAGCUUGACCGCUUAACCAAAUCAUUCAGCGACGUGAUGUAUCCAUCAGAUGAAAUUAAAUCGAUAUGUACCUGAUGGAGUCUACAUUGUAUACGUCAACCAAUGUAAUGCUUCAUUGCAUCAAUUUUCAACUGUUAAUUCAAAUUGGAGUUUUUCUUACCCUUUUGUGGAGAUUCUAAAGUCUGGAUUAUUCCAUUUCAUGUUGAUUGGAGACGUUAAUCAACAUGAAAUGUGAAAAUAAUAGAGGUGUUUGUAAAUAUUUUCUUGUUUUAUUACUGCUUUUUUGCAUAAAAGUGGUAGUUUUGUUGAGGAGAAUAAAAAGUUGUGUCACUCCUCAGUUAUGCAUUUCAGUUGAGUAUUUUCGUGGCCAAUUAAUAAAAUUUUGUAAGGUUCCAUA